AUGAACUUUGGUUUCAGAUUUAAAUAAACUAAGGCAAUCAAAUUUCCCAGGACUGAGAAUUAAUUAGUCAAUAAAAUCGAUGAAUAUAGAAAGCAGAUCACUGACUAUCGUUGGUAGGAUUGUAAUAAGGGGGAUGUGGAGGCUUGUCUCUAACUUGAGAAAUUACUGACCGAAUAUAUUCUCCUUUUGGACUCAGCCAUAGAUUAACAAGUUAAGCUUGAAAUCUCAUUCUCGUGGAAUGAUUCCUAUGAACCUAAUAAAUUUACUCAAUCCAAUUAAUGGCAUUACGAAUACUCCUGCUCUCUAUACAAUCUUGGAUUGCUCUAUUAUCAUUUGGGACAGAACAUGCCAACCAUCAAGGAUGCAAUUAGCAAGAGUCGUAAUUCCCAGUGGUGUUUUUAGAGACUCUCUGAAGUCACGGCCUUUGUCAAUUCAAGGACUAUCUAAUAGCAUUCCGAUCUAUCAUUAGUGCACAUUCACAUGCACAAUUGCUACGCCUAAGCCUAUGGAUAUAAGAAAUUGUAUGAUCAUUUCCAAACAAUCAAAAAUCCAGAUGAACUUCUUAUAGCUUUGGGUUUGUUACAAGAGUCUUCCAAGAUGUACGAGUAAACUAUUAGAUGCUUGAUAUAAACCAAAACCAGUAACAAGAAACCAAUACCCCCCAUCAUUUAUAAUUAGUUGAUGGAGAGGUUCUCCAAUGAUCACACUGUCACUGUUGUUAUCACCAAUAUGGAGUUGGCCAAAUUGAUGGCUAGCACUGCCAAAGAGGUUCCACGAGAAUAAAGAAUGGGCAAAGCCAUAACCUAUUUGAAUAAGGCUGAAUAAUCAAUAGUGGAACUUUUUAAAAAGUUUAAACACAAGAAUGAGUUCCUUCUCUUGCAAUAAUAGUAGCUUAUAGCACUUAAGAAAGAGUACUUGUAUCUCAAUGAAAAUGCUUUUAAACACCCUAUAGCAAAGGAGUAUGAAUUAUUGCAAUUGCCAGUCAAAUAGGAUCUCAUUAAGGCUAGGCCUCCAGAGUCAUUUUAAAACAAGUGGGAUAACAAAUAAUAGGAAGUACAUGUGGAAACCCGAAAACUAAUCUAAGAAAUAAAUGCUCAUAAAACUUAUGCCUAAUAAAAACUAUUAGAUCUACAAAAUAAUUUUAAUUAGAUUUAUUUCUAAUACAACAUACAAUUCAUGGUUGAUUCUUAUCAAAAUGCUGAAACUCUAAAAUUAACCCAAUCAAUCCAACUUAAAGUUGAUUUUAUUAAACAAAAGGGAGGAUGGAAAGGAUGCCAACAAUAAAUUCAAAAGAUUCAUCAAUUGCAGUAAGAAUAAGGAAAGAAAUUAAUAAAUAUAAAAAAUCAAUUGGAUUUAUGCUCUGUGUAAAAGGAACCUCCCACUCAGGGAUAUUAACUCUUAUCAUAAUAGAUUGAAAAUUUCAGAAGAAUUGUUGAGGAUGUACAAAAGAAGCUUUUAGAGGCAAGCCUAAUAAAUAGAACCACAGAAGAACAGAUUAAGGGCAUUAAGGAACAAUUACUAUUUAUUGAAUAGAACAAUAAUCAAAUGAUCGCCAGUAAAAUGUAGAAUUCCUUGUAGGAGUCUCAGAACUUCUUCAGGAAGAAUCUAAACACUUUGAAAAAGUUGUCUGUUGCUGUUGAGACUAUAAUUAACAAGAUGGACUUAAUAAAACUCCAAUUGGCUAGUCUAGAGAAGUACAUCGAUGAUAUGGGAUUGGAUCAGAGCAGCAAUUAAAAAAUCGACGCAAAUCUUCUAUUAUAAGCAUUAAAGAUGAUCCAAAUAAAGAUUACAGAAUACGAUGCUAUAUUUGCUUCCAUAAAUCUAAAGGAUUUAGAAUAGAUUGCAUGUCAAAUGGAGGAUAAAUAAGAGUUUCUUAAACUUGCCAAUUAGGGAGAGCAAGAAUUUGAGGAUUCUCUAAAAGUCAUUCAGGAAGUAUUUUACAAUUUAGAGUACGCUCAAUAGUUUUACGAUUCCAUUUCAUAAUAGGUUGCUUAAUUAACCAACGUUAUAAAUGAACUUACAAAUAAUAGCAAUUGA
This is a messenger RNA of Paramecium tetraurelia, 2037 nucleotides long. RefSeq lists its product as uncharacterized. Gene Ontology annotation, cellular component: endosome. The record is from RefSeq and is a predicted model, not a curated record. The transcript is spliced from 7 exons. Gene Ontology annotation, biological process: protein transport to vacuole involved in ubiquitin-dependent protein catabolic process via the multivesicular body sorting pathway. NCBI's taxonomy places the organism in Eukaryota, Ciliophora, Oligohymenophorea, Peniculida, Parameciidae.